CAAAGUUGAAGCAUUGAUUAAAAGGAUUACAAGUUGCCCGAAAUUUACGAGAUAUUAAUUAUGUUGACGGAUGAACAAAAAAAACUUGCAACCACCGCCUUUGAAAACUUGGAAGAGAGGCGGAAGGGGCUCAUAAGAAGCGAUCGAGGGACGCUGACUGAGGCGGUCAGGCUGACAGGCCUCAACCCCACCCGCCACGAGAUGGACCAACUCAUUUCUGUGUCUGACUUGGGGGACACAGUUAGCAAGGAUGAAUUCCUGAACAUGGUGGCGCAGUUGGAGUGGACCCAACCGGAAGUUACCAAGCGCGUGCUCCAUGGGGAUUUCGCCAUGUUCAUCGACAAAAACUCUCAGACAAUAAGUGACGAGGAGCUCAUCCACAUUUUGACGCGAGAGGGACACGAAACGCUUACGACAGAAGAAGCCAUGCUUAUCGUCCAGCGAUUUGACAGGGACGCACAAGGAGACCUUGACCUUCAAGAUCUGAUUGAGCAGAUGCUGUCUGUCAACCCUAGAUAGCAAUUCGUAGUACCAAUACGGCUUGUUUGGAUGCGAACAUGAAGACAUACUUAUCUAUCUCAGAGCCAAGAAGAACCUUUGUUGGAUAAAACUAAAUGUUUUAAAACACCUUAACAUUGCGUUUUAUUUAAAGCAAUAUCUACAUUGUACUAUAAGUGGAUUGUCCUUUAAUGGUUACCCCAGUUAAAUACAUUGUUCCCAGUUUAAAUGGACUCUUUCGUAGAUUGGAACCCAUACAUUAUCCAUGUUAUUCUACGGUUGAGUGCUUAUAAUUCAAGCAACACAUACUAUAAUUAUAAAAUGUCCUUGUAUUUUUGUUUUUGUUCGAUUAUUUGUUUGAUGAUUUUAGUUAUAUGAUAAUUACAUGUAUGUUGAACUCAAUAAAUGGAUUUAUUUUU
This is a messenger RNA of Mya arenaria, 917 nucleotides long. RefSeq lists its product as uncharacterized. Bases 61 to 519 code for a protein of 152 amino acids. The transcript is spliced from 6 exons. Lineage: Eukaryota; Metazoa; Mollusca; Bivalvia; Myida; Myidae. The record is from RefSeq and is a predicted model, not a curated record.